Coregonus clupeaformis (lake whitefish) is the source of this 2030-nucleotide messenger RNA. Its product is annotated as sodium/calcium exchanger 3. Gene Ontology annotation, cellular component: postsynapse; sarcolemma; axon. Lineage: Eukaryota; Metazoa; Chordata; Actinopteri; Salmoniformes; Salmonidae. Bases 75 to 968 code for a protein of 297 amino acids. Gene Ontology annotation, molecular function: calcium:sodium antiporter activity. The transcript has 6 exons. Gene Ontology annotation, biological process: calcium ion import across plasma membrane; sodium ion transmembrane transport. The record is from RefSeq and is a predicted model, not a curated record.
UUCAUGUGAAGGUGAUAGACGAUGAGGAGUAUGAGAAAAACAAGAACUUCUUCCUGGAGCUGGCCGAGCCUCGCAUGGUAGACCUGAGCCUGCAGAAAGAUGUUCCAAAGUUGUUGUCAGAGGAAGAGGAAGCUAAGCGGAUUGCAGAGAUGGGGAAACCAGUCCUGGGGGAACACUCCAAAAUGGAGGUCAUCAUCGAGGAGUCCUAUGAGUUCAAGAACACGGUGGACAAGCUGAUUAAGAAGACCAACCUGGCUCUGGUGGUGGGUACCAACUCCUGGAGAGAACAGUUCCUGGAGGCCAUCACAGUCAGUGCAGGAGAUGAGGAUGAGGAGGACUCUGGUGAAGAGCGUCUCCCUUCUUGUUUUGACUAUGUCAUGCACUUCCUCACCGUCUUCUGGAAGGUCCUGUUCGCCUGUGUUCCUCCCACGGACUACCUGAACGGCUGGGCCUGCUUCUUCAUCUCCAUCAUCAUCAUCGGCAUGCUGACCGCCGUGAUAGGAGAUCUGGCGUCUCACUUCGGCUGCACCAUCGGGUUGAAGGAUUCCGUCACCGCCGUGGUGUUCGUGGCACUGGGUACAUCUGUCCCUGACACGUUUGCCAGUAAGGUAGCAGCGGUGCAGGACACGUAUGCAGACGCCUCCAUCGGUAACGUGACGGGCAGCAACGCGGUCAACGUGUUCCUGGGCAUCGGGGUGGCGUGGUCGAUAGCCGCCAUCUACUGGCACAUGCAGGGCAAGCAGUUUGUGGUGGAGGCUGGCUCCCUGGCCUUCUCCGUCACCCUCUACACCAUCUUCGCCUUCCUGGGGGUCUCCGUGCUGCUGUACCGCCGACGGGCCCACAUCGGGGGGGAGCUGGGCGGGCCGCGCGGCCAUAGACUGGCCACCUCAGCCUUCUUCUUCAGUCUCUGGUUCCUCUACAUCCUCUUCUCCAGCAUGGAGGCCUACUGUCAUAUAGAGGGCUUCUAGAACCUCCUGGGACACUUCUAGAACACUUCUGGAACACUUCUGGGACACUUCUGGAGCACUUCUGGGACACUUCUAGAACACUUCUGGAACACUUCUAGAACACUUCUGGAGCCUCCUUACAGGAGGUUCAAAGUAUAACUUUAAGGAGAGUAAAAGUAGGAUUCUCAGUGUGGAAUAAUGGAAUGAUGGAAUAAUGGAAUGGUGGAAUAAUGGAAUAAUGGAAUGAUGGAAUGAAGGGAUGAGAGGAGGAGAACAAAAUGAGGUGAAGGGGGUUGGUGGUGGCCCUCUCUCCUCCACCCCUCCUCAACCCCCCUCUAAGGACCCCCAGACAUGAUCAGUCCAUGUCCUCUGAAGGAGCUGUCUGUUAAGGCAGGGAGAGCCAGUCUGCUACCCCCAUGGGUGUGCUUACAGCUGGGGUUGGUGUACCUCCGUACCGCGGUAAGAACACCAGAGGGUGUCUCAUCUGGUCUGGUCUGGUCUCAUCUGGUCUGGUCUGGUCUCAUCUGGUCUGGUCUGGUCUCAUCUGGUCUGGUCUGGUCUCUAUUCUACUAGAAGAGACAACAACUAGUCUUAAGCUGGAGAGAUCUGAGCUAUCAGAAGAAGUCUAUAUUUUUCUCAACACCUUGAUGAGAACGACUUUUUCUAAACUAAGUAUUUUGGGGGAUAAAAACACAAUUUCUUUUUUUUUUUUUUACAAGAAAGAGGAAAUCAAAGAUAAUAUUUUCUGAUCUUACAUUAUGAUAUAAUUAAUGGAAAAUAUGUUGUUGAUGAUGAGUGAAUGGACUCAUGGUAUUUAUUAGUAUUUUAUUUGCUUAGUUUCUUAUUAAAGGAAUGAACGCAGCAGCAGAGUUGUCAGAGUCAAUAGGAGGAAAUUUAGAGAACAAGUUAACUACAGACAGGAGGAGAAGUGGAAGGAGGAGAGGAAAACAUAGAAGGACAACAUUAUCAAAGUGCCCUGAACAUUACUUCAGUUACAUCUGUCUAUAUAUCGUAUAUUUCCAUAUUUUCUGUAUAUUUUGAAUAUUUGUAUCAAUGUGGUCACAUUCAGCUCCUUCUAGGACC